AUGGCGUCUACACAAUUCGCCCUCGCCUCCCCGCCGACGGACGCCAUAUCCGCCGUUAAAUUCUCCCCAGAGCCACGCUCAAUGCGCCUGGUAGUUUCGUCAUGGGAUAAAAACGUAUAUCUAUACGAUCUACGAGAUGAGAAUGGAGCCGUGGGCGAAGGCAAAUUACUUCGGAAAUUCGAGCAUCGAGCACCCGUUCUGGAUGUCUGCUUUGGAGAGAAUGAGAAUGAAAUAUAUACCAGUGGAUUAGACUGGGACGUUAGGAGGAUCGACAUCCCGACCUCCACCCAAACAGUCCUCAGCACACAUUCCGCCGGCGUCAAAUCGGUCGUCUAUAGCAAAGAGCACAACCUCCUUGUCUCCGCCUCCUGGGACUCAACACUACAUGUCCACCGCACUAGCACCCCCUCAGACUCCACCAACUCCACCCCAACAAAGGCACCGAUGACCAUCCCCCUCCCCGCAAGACCCUUCUCCCUCUCCCUCUCCCCAACAAAGCUCGUCGUCGCCAUGGCCUCGCGCACCCUGCACAUCUACGACUUACACGCUCUUUCCACCUCCCUCGACCAAUCCCCCAACACCUCCACGGCCUCUGAAAAUACCCAACCCAUAGAACCCUGGCAACGACGCGAAAGCAGUCUAAAAUUUAUGACGCGCGCCGUGGCCUGCAUGCCCAACGAUGCCGGCUACGCGUCUUCCAGCAUCGAAGGCCGCGUCGCGGUCGAAUGGUUCGAUCCCUCCCCAGCCUCCCAAGACCGCAAAUACGCGUUUAAAUGCCACAGGCAACAAGCAGCAGAUGAGCCCGGUGUUGAUGUCGUAUAUCCCGUCAACGCGCUGGCAUUUCACCCUGUGCAUGGCACAUUUGCGUCUGGUGGCGGGGAUGGGGUUGUGGCCUUGUGGGAUGGGUUGGCGAAGAGGAGGAUUCGGCAGUAUCAGCGGCAUCCAGCUAGUGUGGCUGCGUUGGCUUUUAGUGGAGAUGGGAAGUUUUUGGCCAUUGGGGUUUGUCCUGGGUUUGAGGAGGGGAGGGAGAAGGAACAGGGUGAGGCGGGGGAAGGGGUUGUAAAUGUGUUUAUUAGGGAGUUGGGGGAGAAUGAGGCCAAAGGAAAAGGGGUGAAGUAA
Messenger RNA from Paracoccidioides brasiliensis Pb18, 1119 nucleotides. RefSeq lists its product as uncharacterized. The transcript has 3 exons. Gene Ontology annotation, molecular function: ubiquitin binding. Bases 1 to 1119 code for a protein of 372 amino acids. Gene Ontology annotation, biological process: mitotic spindle assembly checkpoint signaling. Gene Ontology annotation, cellular component: mitotic checkpoint complex; bub1-bub3 complex; kinetochore. The record is from RefSeq and is a predicted model, not a curated record.